AUGAAAUACCAACUGGACAUUGUUGGACUCUCGUCAAUGAAACGCCAAGGCUUUGGACUCCUGAACCUCAAUGGAUGGAAGCUGUUCUACUCAGGCGUCGACAUCACGACUCGUGCUCAGGCCGGAGUUAGUGUUCUGGUAGAACCCAACUUCGCCGAUAGAAUUAUUGAUUGGAAGCCUGUGAGCAGAAGGGUGGUAAUCCUCCGACUGAAGCUACAGCAGGCCAAAGAAUUGACCCUGGUACAUGUUCAUAUGCCCAACUUGGUGAGAGAACGUGACACCUUCCUUGAGGAAGUGCAGUGUGCUCUAUCGUAA
Molecule: messenger RNA, 315 nt
Organism: Soboliphyme baturini
Lineage: Eukaryota; Metazoa; Nematoda; Enoplea; Dioctophymatida; Soboliphymatidae
Source: the annotation of a GenBank genome assembly